Solanum dulcamara is the source of this 4022-nucleotide messenger RNA. Its product is annotated as phospholipase D gamma 1-like. The record is from RefSeq and is a predicted model, not a curated record. The transcript is spliced from 11 exons. Lineage: Eukaryota; Viridiplantae; Streptophyta; Magnoliopsida; Solanales; Solanaceae. Gene Ontology annotation, biological process: phospholipid catabolic process. Gene Ontology annotation, molecular function: D-type glycerophospholipase activity. The coding region runs from base 433 to 3732 and encodes 1099 amino acids. Gene Ontology annotation, cellular component: plasma membrane.
UGUCACCGUCAAAUCACCUUUCCUUUUCUGUCAAGAUAACGGCACCCACACUGAAUCCCUGUCAUUCUUCAAUCUCUCCGAAACACCUUAAACGCGUUACAUACACGCACAAAUUCGCCAUUUUUGUGGCAUAAAGUUCAAUUGCUGACCUUUUGGGAAUCUUCUCCUUCUCACCCGAUCCUGUUAUUCUCUGUGAUCUUCUUUUUCUUAAAAAUUAUGAGUAUAUUUCACGAUUCAACGAAUUGAUAUCGUCUUCUGCAUGUGAUCAAAGUUUGUGUAAGCUUGUUUCCUUUAAUAGUGUAUUGAAUUUGGGUAAAAUUCAGGACCUUGGACAGACCCUCUUGACUCUUGAUUUAUUGGUUGGGUUUGAUCAGUUUGUUAUGUUAGUGUACACCAAAGAACAAGAAUAGUGCAACCUGGUAGUGUAUACUAAUGGAAAAUUAUAACAAUUCUUCAUAUUCAUACCCAUAUAACACUGGUUAUGGGUACUCUCCACCCCCUUCAAAUCAACCAUACCCCCCUCCCAGUUCUGGUGCAUAUCCUCCACCAGGUUCUGGUGCAUACCCUCCACCAGGUUCUGGUGCAUACCCAUAUCCUCAACAAUCCCCUCAAUAUCCUCCCCCUUACAGCACUCAACAUUCUGGUCAUUAUAACUAUCACUCCUAUCCACCACCUCCAUCAGCUCCAUCAGCACCUCCAGUACCCACUCUCCAUCACUCCAACUCUUUAGACUAUGGUUACCCUUCGCCAUCACAUUCACAUGGUGCUUCUCCUCCAUAUCCACCCCAUGCAUAUCCACCUCCUCCAACAUCUACUGUACCUACUUCUGAACAUCAAGGUGGUUAUCAAUAUGCUUCACCUCAGCAUUAUCAACAUUCCUGGCCAGAAAGGCCUUUGGAGAGCCAACCAUCCAAAGUUCAUGACUCUCUCCAUCGCCAGGAUAGUGUUUCAUCUCUUAGUAGUUCUGGGGCAAGCUAUGAUUAUGGUAAAGAUGACUCCUCCACUCGCCCUUCAGCUUAUCCACCAAUACAUGAUCUCGUUGCAAAUAUGAAUUUGUCUGAAAAUCACCCUUCACAUGCUUCUCCUCCUGCCCCUGCAUCAGCAUCAGUUCCUAGUUCCCCUGCAACUUAUCACUUGGGGCCGAACCCUGCUCCCGCAAACUACAAUGCUCAAGGGAAUAUUUAUGGACACCCUAAUUCAUCCUUUUCAAGGUGGGAAGAUGAGUCUGCAAAACCAACCUAUACAACUUCAUGUGCUGAACCACAGAAUACUCAAGCUAUGCAGGUUGUGCCAUUCAUGCCUUCUAAAAGCUCUUUAAAAGUUUUGCUCUUACAUGGAAAUCUGGAAAUUUGGGUAUGCGAAGCAAAAAAUCUCCCAAACAUGGACAUGUUCCACAAAACCAUUGGGGAUAUGUUUGGGCAAAUGAGUAAUAAGAUCACAAGUGAUCCAUACGUCUCAAUUAAUGUAGCUGAUGCAACGAUUGGCCGGACUUAUGUCAUAAACAAUAACGAAAAUCCUGUGUGGAUGCAACAUUUUAAUGUCCCUGUUGCACACUAUGCAGCGGAAGUACAAUUUCUUGUCAAGGAUGAUGAUAUAGUAGGUUCUCAGCUUAUGGGGACAGUGGCUGUCCCACUAGAACAGAUAUAUGGAGGGGGUAAAGUAGAGGGGUUCUUUCCGAUCCUGAACAGUAGUGGAAGACCUUGCAAGGCUGGAGCAGUUUUGAGGAUAUCAGUCCAAUAUUAUCCCAUGGAUAAGUUAAGUAUUUACCAUCAUGGAGUUGGUGCUGGUCCUGAAUAUUAUGGGGUUCCUGGAACUUAUUUUCCACUGCGGGUGGGUGGAACAGUUACUCUGUAUCAAGAUGCUCAUGUGACUGAUGGAUGCCUUCCAAAUUUGAUGCUUGACUAUGGAAUGCAAUAUGUACAUGGAAAGUGUUGGCGUGACAUCUUUGACGCCAUACGCCAAGCCAGGCGGUUGAUCUACAUUACAGGUUGGUCAGUAUGGCACAAAGUCAAGCUUGUUCGAGAUGAUGCUUCUGUUGAAGGUUACACUCUAGGGGAUCUUUUAAAGUUGAAGUCACAAGAAGGUGUUAGGGUGCUGCUUCUAAUAUGGGAUGACCCUACAUCAAGAAGCAUCCUUGGCUAUAAAACGGAUGGUGUUAUGGCAACCCAUGAUGAAGAGACUCGCAGUUUUUUCAAGCAUUCUUCCGUGAAAGUGCUGCUUUGUCCUCGAGUAGCAGGGAAGCGUCACAGUUGGGUCAAGCAGAGGGAAGUUGGAGUAAUUUAUACACAUCAUCAAAAAACUGUGAUAGUGGAUGCUGAUGCUGGCAACAAUCGAAGAAAAAUCACAGCAUUUGUUGGAGGACUUGACUUGUGUGAUGGGAGAUAUGAUACUCCGGAGCAUCCUUUAUUUCGAACACUGCAGACAGUGCACUCUGAGGACUAUCAUAACCCUACUUAUGCUAGUGUAGCUGGUUGUCCAAGAGAACCAUGGCAUGACUUGCACUCUAAAAUUGAUGGUCCAGCAGCAUAUGAUGUUCUCACAAACUUUGAGGAGCGCUGGUUGAAGACUUCAAAGCCUCAUGGCAUUAGAAAGUUGAAGACGUCAUUUGAUGAUGAUUUGCUCCGAAUUGAAAGAAUGCCUGAAAUUGUCGGUAUUUCUGAUGCUCCAUCUGUGAGCGGUGAUGAUCCUAACGGUUGGCAUGUACAGAUAUUCCGUUCAAUUGACUCAAACUCGGUCAAAGGCUUUCCAAAGGAUCCUAAAGAAGCUACAAUGAAGAACUUGGUGUGUGGUAAAAAUGUACUUAUUGACAUGAGCAUACACACAGCAUAUGUGAAGGCCAUUCGUGCUGCACAACACUUCAUUUACAUCGAAAAUCAAUAUUUCAUUGGUUCUUCAUACAACUGGAGUCAACAUAAAGAUGUUGGUGCAAAUAAUCUGAUUCCCAUGGAAAUUGCACUUAAAAUAGCUGAAAAGAUAAGAGCGCAUGAGAGGUUUGCAGCAUACAUUGUCCUCCCAAUGUGGCCAGAGGGUAAUCCAACUGGGGCUGCUACACAAAGAAUACUUUAUUGGCAGAACAAGACAAUGCAAAUGAUGUAUGAGACUAUUUACAAGGCUUUAGAGGAGGUUGGGCUUGAGAACUCAUGCUCUCCGCAAGAUUAUUUGAACUUUUACUGUCUUGGUAACCGUGAGGCUGGUAAAGUUGAGGGGAAGGAGAGUCCUAGCGCAGCAAACACUCCUCAGGCGUUCAGCCGAAAAUCCCGUAGAUUCAUGAUUUAUGUUCAUUCUAAAGGCAUGAUUGUGGAUGAUGAGUAUGUGAUAUUGGGAUCUGCAAACAUCAACCAGCGCUCUCUGGAGGGCACUAGAGACACCGAGAUCGCAAUGGGAGCAUAUCAACCUCAUCAUACAUGGGCAAGAAAACAUUCAACACCCUAUGGACAGAUUCAUGGAUAUAGAAUGUCUCUGUGGGCGGAGCAUCUUGGAGUUGUUGAGGAUUGCUUCAGACAGCCGGAGUCAUUAGAAUGUGUAAGACGGGUUAGGUCCAUGGGUGAAUUUAACUGGAAGCAAUUUGCAUCUGAUGAAGUAACAGAAAUGAGAGGGCACCUCUUAAAAUACCCAGUUGAAGUUGGUCGCGAAGGCAAGGUGAAGAAUCUUCCGGGAUGUGUAAAUUUCCCAGAUGUUGGUGGAAACAUAAUAGGAUCAUUUUUGGCAAUUCAAGAAAAUCUUACCAUUUGAUUUCCUAUUUUUUUUCUUUACAUCAUUCGUAGAGAUUUUUGAACCCAGAAAAAACUAAUACAUCCUUGAUUGGUAUCUACAGCAGUUUUCGAUCCAUUCAAUAGAGUUAACAGUUAGGCAGAGGAAGAUGGUGACCGCGUUGAGUACAGUAGAAGUUGUACAGUUUGUUCUAUUAUUUUUUGAUGAUUUUGAGUGUACAAGUUUACAACAAUUUCUGAAUUUUGGCCAUACAUUGAGCUAUUAAUCUGAGGAAAUAAAAGGUGGCUCUAUUUUUUGUUGUUGUUGUUGUA